UCUCAUUUGUAAAUUUCUUAAACUUUGAAUGUCGAUUGUGACAACGGGCCAUGUCACAACGCCUAGUUUUCUUGAGACCUUAAAGCUGUCGAAACAGAAAUCAUCGUUUGCUGGCAAUGUCAACGUAAGAAGAAAGAAUUCACAGCAUUAUAGGAUAAGAGCAUAUUUUGGAAGACGCGCAAAUACAUUUUACUUGUCGUUACCCGUUCCUGAGUUGGGCACUCUCCAUCCUAAGCGUGAGAUGGAAUUGUCUCCCUUUCCUUUUUUCAAGUAUCAAGGUCUUGGUAACGACUUUAUUAUUGUUGACAACCGCCACAAAAGUCACCCAACUUUAGCAACAGAACAAGUCAAGUUCGUUUGUGAGCGGCGCUUUGGAAUUGGUGCAGACGGAGUUAUCUUCCUGUUGCCUCCAAAAGACGACAGAAACGAUGCGCAAAUGCGUAUAUUGAACUCUGAUGGGUCGGAGCCAGAAAUGUGUGGCAACGGAAUACGUUGUUUGGCCAAGUACAUGCGAGACAUAAGUUCAGAAUGGAGAAGUAAGCAUAUCUUAAGGAUAGAAACUCUUUCGGGAAUUAUGCUUGUUGAGUUUGUGGGAAAGAACGGUAUAAAAGUGGAUAUGGGAAAGCCAAUACUGGAUCCUAGCAUAGUUCCAACAACUCUGAAGCCCAAAUCUAGCGAGGAAACUGCGGUUAUUGACGUCCCUAUUCAAAUUGAAGGUCGAACGUUUCGAGUAACUUGUGUAAGUAUGGGAAAUCCUCAUUGCAUAAUUCUUGUAGACAACCUGGAAGAAGUGGAGAAAACCUUAGACUAUUGGGGACCUCGAGUAGAAAAUUCCCCGUGGUUUCCUAAAAGAACUAAUGUAGAAUUCAUUAAAGUUGUUGAUCAGAAUCAGAUAAAGGUUAUAGUUUGGGAACGAGGAGUAGGACGUACUUUGGCGUGUGGAACUGGUGCUUGUGCUUCCGUAGUUGCAGUAAAGUUACUGGGUUUUGCGGUAAAGGAACAGGAAGUGGUUCUUCCAGGAGGUAAACUUCACUGUCACUGGGACUCUGACGAUCACGUUUAUAUGACUGGUCCAGCGGAGAAAGUGUUUGAAGGACAUUUUAUGGGUUAAAGAUUAUGUCUUGUAACAACUUUAUAAAGAUAUUUAGGAAGUCGAGUUCUUUUGAUUACAUUUAUUCAGAAUCAUUUGAACAUACAUUGUUUAGAACCCAGAGAUAUAUCAUCACAACUGUAGUCUUUCAAAUAUAGCGAAGUAACUUUCUGUCA
Galdieria sulphuraria is the source of this 1266-nucleotide messenger RNA. RefSeq names its product diaminopimelate epimerase. Gene Ontology annotation, cellular component: cytosol; cytoplasm. The record is from RefSeq and is a predicted model, not a curated record. Lineage: Eukaryota; Rhodophyta; Bangiophyceae; Galdieriales; Galdieriaceae. Gene Ontology annotation, molecular function: diaminopimelate epimerase activity. Bases 29 to 1111 code for a protein of 360 amino acids. The transcript is spliced from 2 exons.